Messenger RNA from Brassica oleracea var. oleracea, 1164 nucleotides. RefSeq names its product chaperone protein dnaJ 50. NCBI's taxonomy places the organism in Eukaryota, Viridiplantae, Streptophyta, Magnoliopsida, Brassicales, Brassicaceae. The record is from RefSeq and is a predicted model, not a curated record. Gene Ontology annotation, biological process: protein folding. Bases 53 to 955 code for a protein of 300 amino acids. The transcript is spliced from 10 exons. Gene Ontology annotation, cellular component: endoplasmic reticulum membrane.
CUCUCUCUCUCUCUCUCCAUUUCAGUUUCCCAAUUCGCAGCGAGAGAGAGAGAUGGCGCCGCCGGCAACGGAGCGGUGGUGCUGGACAUUGAUUAUCGUGUUGCUUUCUCUGUUCGUCCGAUCUUCGACGGCCAUUUAUUGCGGCGAAGAUGAUUGCUAUGCUCUCCUCGGAGUGGCUCAAGAUGCAAACGCAUCGGAUAUAAAGAGAUCUUACUACAAGCUUUCUCUCGAACAUCAUCCAGAUAAGAAUCCCGAUCCUGAAUCCAAGAAGCUCUUUGUCAAAAUCGCCACUGCUUACGAGAUUUUGAAAGAUAACGAGACCCGUGCACAGUAUGAUUAUGCAAUUGAGCAUCCAAGUGAGGUAUUUUACAACACUGCUCAAUACUACCGAGCCAAAUAUGGACAUAAGUCGGAUCCUCGUGCUGUUCUUAUUGGUCUACUAGUAGUUUUGUCUGCGUUUCAGUAUCUGAACAACGUUGCUAGGUAUAAUGAGGCUUUGGCAACAGUUAAACGAACUCCUGCUUACAAAAACAGGCUCAAGGCCUUAGAACUCGAACGCACUGGUGGAUUGUCUAGCAAGAAGAAGGGUCCGAAGCAGAUCGACCAGAAACUACAGGAAGAGCUAAGCAAUGAACUCGACCUACAAAUCAAAGGAGCUGAAAAACCGUCAGUCUGGGAUCUUCUCGGUGUUCGAUUUGUUCUCCUACCUUACACUAUCAUCAAGCUUCUAGUUUGGUACAGCAGUUGGGUAUGGAGAUAUAAGGUUAAGAAAGCUCCUUAUUCAUUUGAAGACGCAUCUUACCUAACCCGAAGAUCACUUGGGGUGCCUCUCGACGCAUGGACUAAUCUCGAUGAAUAUAAGAAGGAAGAUCUGGUGCAGAGAAGGCUAUGGGAGAAGCAGAACCUUGAGAACUACUAUGCAGAGAUGCGUAAAGAAUCAAAGCGGAGAAGAUAGGUCCACUUACCACUUAUCACUUACCAUGCAAGGAGGGGGAUACACAUGAGAAGUCAAGUUUCUGAAGCACUUUUGUUACCAUUAUUACUUUUAAUGUUGCUAAGAUAUCUGAACAAACAAACCAGUUACAAGGAGAGACAGUAUAAUUGUAUGGUACACGGAACCAAAUCUCAAUUUAGCAUAUAUACAAGUUGGAUCAUGUCUGAUAA